Messenger RNA from Chanos chanos (milkfish), 525 nucleotides. It is a transcript of the gene edn2, whose product is annotated as endothelin 2. The transcript has 5 exons. Gene Ontology annotation, biological process: intracellular calcium ion homeostasis; regulation of systemic arterial blood pressure by endothelin; regulation of vasoconstriction. Gene Ontology annotation, molecular function: hormone activity; endothelin B receptor binding. The record is from RefSeq and is a predicted model, not a curated record. The coding region runs from base 1 to 513 and encodes 170 amino acids. Lineage: Eukaryota; Metazoa; Chordata; Actinopteri; Gonorynchiformes; Chanidae. Gene Ontology annotation, cellular component: extracellular region.
AUGGCUUUGUCAACACUCACCUGUUUGGCUGUGGUUUUCACAAUCUUCAUCCUCCUGCAAGAAGGAUUCAGUCUCCCUGUGUCUGGACAGUCUGAAAACGCAGUCAACUCUGCGCCCAAACGAAUCCGGACCAAACGGUGUUCCUGUAACAACUGGAAUGAUAAGGAAUGCAUCUACUUCUGCCACUUGGACAUCAUUUGGGUGAACACACCAAGUAAGAUCACCCCGUACGGUCUGGGAAGCCCCCUGUCCCGACGCAGGAGGUCCACCGAGCGUUGUCAGUGCGCCAACCCCAACGACUUAACCUGUUCCAGUUACUGUCACACGAGCUCAGAAGAUCCAAACUUAGUGAUUGUGAGCCCAUUGGAAAACCACUCAGACAACAAAGAUAGAACCAGCAAUGACCUGCUUACCUCAAUCAGGCGUGUGGUCAAAGCAAAUUUAUUGGCAGCGAAGCGAUCUUCCUCUCCCAGAAAGAAACCACUGAGGGCCAGCAUCCCCAACGCUGGGUAAAACGACACGGAA